Nerophis lumbriciformis (worm pipefish) is the source of this 1302-nucleotide messenger RNA. Lineage: Eukaryota; Metazoa; Chordata; Actinopteri; Syngnathiformes; Syngnathidae. The record is from RefSeq and is a predicted model, not a curated record.
AUGUUUCGCAAUGCGUUGCGGAAACUUUGCCCGGUGCUAGACUUCGAGCAGUAUCCACCUACCCAGGUAAGCAGUAGUGUUAAGUGUAGUUUCUCCGCUAUGGGAAACGUGUCCUGUAACAACCUUCACAUCCCUUCACCCAAGGGCCCACAUGCUGCAGGAUGCACUGACUUUAUGAUGGAUCACACAGUACAGGGCAGCUUUUUCCGCCUUUACUAUCCUUGCGAAAAGAUGGCCAACGAAGAGAUGCCAGACUGGAUCCCGAGCAGAGAGUACUUUAACGGGCUGGCAGACUUUAUGAAAAUCAACAGGACUUUUAGUGAACGAAUCUUCAACUGCCUUUUUGGGUCCUUCAAGAUCCCAGCCUACUUAGAUGCUCCAUUUGACUCAACAAAAAAAUGCCCAGUUGUUAUCUUCUCGCAUGGCUUGGGGGCCUUCAGGACUUUGUAUUCAGCAAUAUGUACAGAACUAGCAUCUCAGGGAUUCAUCGUAGCCUCUGUGGAACACAGAGACCUGUCUGCAUCAGCCACGUAUCAUUUUCGACUGAAGAGUGAAUUGGACACAGCCAACAAGAAUUCCUCACAAAAUUCACUAAAAGACACCCUAGUGAGGGAAUGGAUGUACUACAGGAGACUGCAACAAGGGGAGAAAGAAUUCCCCCUCAGAAACCAGCAAGUGCAACAGAGGGCAGAAGAAUGCAUCCAUGCACUUCAUAAACUAAUGGACAUAAACUCGGGGGUGCCAGUUCAAAAUGUUUUAAAUACGAAAUUUGACUGGAAGACUUUGAAGGACUCCAUAGAUCUUGACCAAGUAGCUGUGAUGGGUCAUUCCUUUGGGGGAGCAACAGCAAUAGAAGUGCUAGCCAAAGAGGUGAAAUUUAAGUGUGCUGUCGCACUCGACGCAUGGAUGUUCCCAUUAAAAGAUGAAACAUUUCCUCAAGUGAGUCAACCCAUCUUCUUUGUCAACUCGGAAAGGUUCCAGUGGCCGGAGAACAUAAAACGCAUCAAAAUGUUGGACUCGUCGGACAUAGAGAGGAAAAUGAUUACAAUCAGAGGAACCGUGCAUCAGUCUUUCCCAGACUUCACCUUUUUGACAGGAGACUUUAUUGGAAAGUUGAUGAAGCUGAAAGGUGACCUUGACCCAGAAGUUGGGAUAGACCUCUCAAACAAAGCAUCGCUUGCAUUUCUGCAACGACAUCUUGGUUUGGAAAAUAACUUCGACCAGUGGGACCCUCUGAUUGAAGGGAAUGAUGAAAACCUCAUUCCAGGAACUAAUGUCACAUUACUUCAGUCAGCUAUCUGA